AUUGGAAACCGAUCGCCGAAACCGAUCAAUCAUACCUCCCUGUCUUCGUGUAGUAAUCGUUUCUGAUCUUACAGAGACAGAGGAGAGAGGCGAUCGAGAUGGUGGAAUCGAACGCACUCCUGGAGGAGGCGGCGCGGCUGGCGGAGGCGGCGCGGGAGCUCCAGGAAGCUGCCGCCAUCCUCAUCUCCAGGACCCGCAACGAGGAGCAGUCCCUGCGCCAGCGCGCUGUCGCCCUGGAGUCCGACCUCCGGAGGCUUCAAUCGUCGCUCGAUUCGACCGUCAGAAAGAAGGGUGAGAGCGCCACUGGCGGGGGCGUCGAUCCCAAGAUCGCAGAAAAGGUUGAUGAAGAGUUAUGCAGGGCGAGAUGCGUCAUCAAUGAUGGGGAUGUUGCAUCACUGCUUCUCAGCAAGACCCAUGGUCGGUUCUUGAAGAUGUUCCUUGGCCCUGUCAAUGUACGAGCAACAAGGAAAGAAGUCCAGCUCAAAGUGAAGGAGGAGUACAAUAGCUACAGGAACAGCCUUUUUAUUUCUUCUAUUUCCGUCCACUCUUCUUCUUUUGAGAUCUUGGGUUUGGGAUGCAUGCCUUCCAGCAUUGCCUGUCCAGCUAUAUCAGGUUUGGCUGUUAUACCUAUACACAACUUUAGCUUUGCGGGAAAACAUAUUGAGAGUAAAUGGAAGCGACAUUCGUCCUUGAUUUGUAGGAAGCAAUUUUGCGAAGCAGAUUAUGAGCAUAUUUUGGGUUCAUGUGUGAAAAACAUCGUAGUCUUGCUCAGUGCCUCCUUGUUGUAUCCCUUUAUGUGGAUCUGCCAUCACUAUUGCGCCAUGUUGAUGGCCCUUAUUAGUCUCACAUGGGAAAUAAAGCGGCAACCUGAUUGUGCUUACAAACAGAGAGGGGUGCAACUGUUCCUUAUGUGGGCUAUGAUGCAAGGUGUUUCUAUGCUUUUACAAAACAGAUAUCAGCGUCAAAGGCUGUAUACUCGCAUUGCAUUGGGCAAGGCAAAAAGAAUGGAUGUUGUGUGGGGAGAAACUGCUGGUGUUGAAGGCCAAUUGUGGUUGUUAUGCCCCAUUCUCUUCAUUUUGCAGGGCUUUGAAGCAUAUGUUGGCUUAUUACUACUUCGUACAGCUUUUGUUGGUGUUAUUUGUGAGUGGCAGGUUAUCGUUUGUGGAAUAUUGCUGGUUUUGAUGGCAAUUGGUAACUUUGCAAACACGAUGCAGACACUUAUAGCAAAGUCCAGAUUCAAAGCUAAGAUGAAAAGAACAAGGAGCAAGUAGGAUUUUGAUCAAUGUAUCUUGACUCAGGAUCCUUCACCAAUUGAUUCCAAAUCAUCGAAGGCAUCGUGAUGUGGAUAAUGAUCAAGUUUACUACAUUUGCUACUUCAAGCUUGGUCAUGUUCUGAAAUGCUAUUCGUGUUCAAAGCAAUGUUGUUUUGUACAGCUCCUACCAGGAUGUCUGUUACUAGCAGUUGAUCUAAUCAUCCAUCAUGAGGAUGAGUGUGGUUUUGCUAUGUAGUUUACAAUAGUUGUACCUUUCUUUCCUUUUUAUUGGCGCAUCAUAAUUAGAUUAGCGUUUCUUAAGAAACCAUAUGCAGGGAACCAAGCUCAACUGCGCUUCUUUUUGUUUGUGGUUUAUAAUGAGUGUACGCCAUAUUACCCUUGCAGAAUAAAUGGUGAAAGUAACAAAUGAAGUUGCCUUUUA
Molecule: messenger RNA, 1695 nt
Organism: Musa acuminata AAA Group (dessert banana)
Lineage: Eukaryota; Viridiplantae; Streptophyta; Magnoliopsida; Zingiberales; Musaceae
Exons: 11
Coding region: 99-1271 (390 amino acids)
Cellular component (GO): membrane
Source: RefSeq, a predicted model, not a curated record